Physella acuta is the source of this 3325-nucleotide messenger RNA. Its product is annotated as cilium assembly protein DZIP1L. The record is from RefSeq and is a predicted model, not a curated record. Gene Ontology annotation, biological process: cilium assembly. Gene Ontology annotation, cellular component: ciliary basal body; cytoplasm. Lineage: Eukaryota; Metazoa; Mollusca; Gastropoda; Physidae.
AGACAAAGAGGAAUCCAAAAUGGCGGACGUUUGAGUUGACAACGGAGGAAGCGGCAGUAAUUUUUACAAUAUUUUCUUUAUUUCACACUUUAACAAUAGGUACUAUGUCUACUCAGUUUAUGUCUCCCUCUGCUUAUAUGCCUGCACCUCCUGCCAUGAGUUAUAACGGCUACCCUACUGGUAGAAAUGGGGGGUUUUCAUUUCGUAAACGUGUUGAGAGAAUGGACUGGAGGAAGAUUGCUUCCGUUGAUAUCGAUCACAUCUCUAGAACUUUAGAUUUCACCACUCUCCAAGAGAACAUUAUGAACAUAACAUUCUGUAAUUUAGAAGCAGAGAUGGACAUAAGGUCUAUAGACCCCAAUUUCGUCAAACUUUUCAAACUGGCUCAACUAACUAUAGAAUACCUACUGCACAGCCAGGAGUAUCUAGCAGGACUGUGUGCUUCUUUUGAAGAGAAAUCUAAACUAUCUGAGCAGGAAGUGGAGAAGGUGAAAGAAGAGAUAGCAACACUACAGAAAGAACUGACUGAGGUGAAAAAAGAAAGUCAUAAAAGGAAAAAAUUGUUACUGGCCCAACAGCAACUCAUGUUUGCUGGUAAUGAAAGCUACAAUAGGUGUCCUUUCUGUGUGAAAUCCUUCCUCAACAAUACAUACCUGCAACUCCAUAUCACUCGACGACAUGCAGGCAUCAGCAUCAACAACAAAGAUGGAUCCAGCUCUGUUAGUCCAGACCUAGGUGUGGGCUCAGAGAGUGCCAGAAAUAACUUAGAAAAUGAAUUGAGCCAAAUCAAAGAAAAGCUACUCAGGCAGGAGGCUGAAAUACAAGAAGAAAGGAGAGCUCUUCAGUCACUGAAGAAUAAAGAUGCUAAAAUCUUAGCAAAUCAAGUCCAACAAAUCUUGUCAGCCCCAACAGAAAUCUUGCAGGAGGAGGGUGAAACCGGUCACAGUUCUACAUUGAUGAAAGAGAUCAAAGAACUAAAUGCAAAGCUGCAGGCAUCACAGCAUGCUCUGAAAGAAUUGGAAGCAAGAACAGGAGAGAAGCGCUCAUACCUCGGAGAACUUGUGGAUGAUAAUGAAAAUGAAAAGAAAGAAGUCAAAGAACAAAAGAUGGAGAUAGCAGUAUUAAAGGGACAGUUACAACAGCAGUUGGAUCAAAUGAAGGAAGUAAUGCAAAUAAACCUAGAGAAACAAGAAAGAAAAUGGCAGAAGAAAAUGCAGCGCAUGGCUCAGCAACAUGCCACAGAAACAAAGAAACUUAACAAUGCAUUGGAAACCACAUCUCACUCCCAAGACGGGAACAUAGGCAAGACGACCAUAGAAUCACAAAAGGAAGUGGAACAGUUACUGAAGCAAUCUAGAGAGCGUGAGAAAGCCUUAGAAGUUGAAGCACAUCAGCUUGAAGAGGAAAUCACCAAAACUACUGAGAUCAAGCAGUUUAAGGCACCCAAGAAAAGUCCAAGGAGUAAAUCUCUAGAUAAUGUCACAGCUCAGCCGGCUAUGAAAUUUAGCAGCAUGUACCCUAGUGAUGAGGAAAAAAGUGCAGGUUUUAACACUGGGACUAGCAGCCUGCAGACUUACCGCCAAGACACCAUGGGUACAUCAACUAUGGGUAUGACUGGAACUAGGACUUUACACACAAGUCAGUUUCUUGAAGAACUGAAGAAGAAUCCAUCAAUGGCUGUGAUGAGGGAACAACUGGCAGAACUGCUACAGGAACUUGUAGAGAAGAAGGGAAUACCAGCUACCCAAACGGGCAUCACUGAUGGGGUCCUAGAGAACAAGUUAAACUUGUUGCAGACACAGAGACAGUUGAAUGUUCAGAAAUAUCCCAACUUCAUGGCGUUAAGAGAACACUUCAACAAGAAAGCGACAGAUGAGGCCAAAAGACAACUUAAGAUGAAGCUGAGUUCACCCCGUGGACCUCCACCCUCAGGACCACGACGACGGCUAGAACUGUCCCCACGUACACCCUUACAUCACCAAAAUACAUCAAAUCGUCCACGGGCUGGACCUCCGCAUCCACAACAAAACAUAUCAAACCAGAGAACAACACCCCGGAGCACCAGCGGACCAGCAGCUAGAACACAGCCAAAACCACAGCCUCAACCUCGGGCUCCUCGCACCCCCCUCUCUACUGGGUCAACCACUGAGUGGACCAGCACAGCGUUUGACAGUGACGAUGACUCUGAUGAGGAGGAUGCACCCGGGGGACAGGCUUUCACCCCCGCCCCUAAUGUCAGGCUCAUACAGUCUGGGCCAGCUAAGGGCCCCGCUGGUCCGAGCCCCAGCCCACGCCUACAGGGCCCUAAACCACGGCUGAUCCAAUCAAGACCUUUGAACAACAAUGCUGAUGAUGACAUUGAUGAUAUUUUGGAUUCAGACAGGCCAGGUUAUAGAGUCACACCUGAAAUUAAAAAAUCUGGAAGUGUGCCCAAUUUAGCUCGAGCUAUUGAAAGCCAGCUGGGGGCUCGUACAUCAGAUGUCAAACCUGUGGGCGGAGUUAACUUAAUGGCACCAAAAGGGGGACAACCAAAACAUGAUGUGGGUGAUUUUGAUGAAGAAAGUGAUUGGGAGAGUACAGCACCUCAUGAAUCAGUCCCUGUUCCGAAAACACGACCCCAAAUCAGGGUGAGCACUGAUGGCAUGUCAACCAACACAUACAACUCCAGCGCUUGGGGGUCAUCCUCUAAAGCAGCCAGCACAGUCAAGGACAAAGAGCGUAGGUCAACUUCACGGAGCUCCUUUGUCAGUAUGACGUCAGUCAGCUCCGAUGACGAAAUGAACGUAGAUAAUAUAUAGACAGGGUGCCUCAUACUCUUAUGUAGUAUUAAUUACAUUUAAUCAUUUGAAAUGUACUUUUUUUUUCCUCUUGUCAAAAAUAUUUACACUACAAAUAUUAUAGUAUUUGUAAUUUUAAUAUGAGGUAAUGAAUUAUUUAGUUUCGGUUUACAUAUUUUACAGUAAUUUUUAUCAGUCACCAUACCAGAUUAUCUUACAAGUAGUAAACAUCCAAUUUAAGCAUAAUCUUUUUUUUUUCUUAUUGACAAUACUGAAGGGGGCUAAUGGACAAUAUACAACAUAUAAUGUACUUUGGUUUGCGAGUUUGCAAAUAUUACUCCUGUGAAGAAUUUGUUCCGCUUCUUGUUGUAUACCCCUGAGUGAAAAUUCUCUUCUGUGUUACUGAAUUUACAGCUGAAUAUAUUUAUAUUUUUAUAUAUGAAGUCACAUGUGACCUGUUCAAAAUUUUAAAUGCAGAAAUUACUAUUCUUCUACAAUAGUGUUAAAAGAAAACUAAAAUACAUAAAUUUACAUUGAUGUUGUUUUAA